Molecule: messenger RNA, 908 nt
Organism: Micropterus salmoides (largemouth bass)
Lineage: Eukaryota; Metazoa; Chordata; Actinopteri; Centrarchiformes; Centrarchidae
Exons: 2
Coding region: 134-742 (202 amino acids)
Source: RefSeq, a predicted model, not a curated record
GACUAUGUGACGUAUGUAAGGUGGUAAAACACUGAGGUAGCUCUUGACGUUUGUCGGCAGGUGGACGGCAUCCCCGUGGAGAUCAUCCGGGCUUCUCUGUUCUUUAGGCAGAAGCUGACGGUGGUGAUGAUCGAUGUGUCCGUGGCCUGCACAGUCAGUAAGUUCUCCCACACAGACACUGAACAGGAAUCUGGUUUCUGUCCGAUGGGUAAACGGUGCUGAUGGUUAUUCUGUUGAUCCUGCUGAUCCUUCCUCAGAUUUGGGUUCUUUUGAUGGCGUCCGGCUGCUCUGGGACGUCCCACGGGUUCUGAGCCCUCUGGUCGGGGGGGGGGCAGGGUUUGAGAGUCGGAGCCUCAGUGUUGGGGUGGAGGGGGUGCUGCUGGACAAAGCCGCCGCUGCUGCCAGAGGAUUCAGUCUGGUCCAACAGGGAAAUCUGAUCCAGAUCGGGGUUCCUUUUGGGGCAGAGGGCGGCUACAGGAAGAGUUGGGUGGUAAACAACGCGUACAAAGAGACGUAUGUGAUCGACCUGCUGUACGAACACAUCUUCUCUCUGCUGUAUGAAGACGGCGGCAGCAUCGACACGAGACACCGGAUGCUUAGAGUGCUGGACACACCCCCGCACUGCCGUCCACCGUUCAGCCUCAACCGCAAGUCUCCCUGUUUACAAACCAGCAAAGGCCUCAGUCUACGUUUAAGACCUAGGUUUUAUGCCCCCCCGCUCUCAUGUCCUCCUCCUUGCUGAGUCCCGCUGCCUCGCUGAUCUCUCUCCAACAACUGUGUAGGGCUGUACAUAUCGAUUAGUGUUCAAGUCGAUUAAUCUAACGACUCAUUUUGUUUAUUCUAAAGAAAGAAAAGUUGCCUGUUACUCGAUUAACAUACCAAUUUAUCCAAAAUAAAUAUCAAAAACA